UCACUUAUAGCAUCUCAUCGUUCAAAAACACUUUUUGCAGAAAAACCAAAUGUAAUGGAAAAGGAAGACCGCAGCUUUUGAUUAAAUAGCCUCAGGCGUUGGUAUUUCUCAGCCUCCAUCCAACGAGACUCGAGGUUACGACCAACAACAUUGCAAGUCAUCAUUAUACAUUUGAAACUAAACUAGUUUUCUAGUUAUCUCAGGGAUUAAAUCCCUAUGCUAUGGACGAGGACCCUGAAGACCCGUCCAGCCCGUCUCCAUCCUGCUCCACGGAUCCCCAACCCACUGUGUCCCCGGAUCCUGACAGGAACCAUGGUGACCAGGAGUACAGUAACCAUGGUGAUCAGAAAGACACACCGCAAGGUCAGGAGAGGGUUACUGUGAGUCUGGACAUCAACAGUGAAACACCAACAUUUAAUAUCGUAGUCAAAGAAGAAGAAGAAGACUGGGAACUAGAUAAUGCAGGAGAGAGUCCCAGCCAUCAGUCAGCAGGUGGGGAGAGACCCUCUACAUCAGGAGAACCUGAACAACACCAGAUGAAACGCAGAACGAGGCAGAAAAAGACCCACCCAUGCCCAGAUUGUGGGAAAUACUGCCAGACAUUAUCGGCGCUACAAAUACACAUGAGAACCCACACAGGAGAGAAGCCUUAUGCCUGCUUUGUGUGUAAGAAAACGUUCAUUAUUAGACAAGCUUUGAAAACACACCAGCGAACACACACAGGAGAGAAGCCUUAUACCUGCUCUGAGUGUGGCAAGGGCUUCGCUCAUCAAUGUAGUUUGAGAUACCAUCAAAAGAGGAAUUCUGAACAGAUUAAAACAGACCCGAAUGAGAAGAUGACCUGCUGCUGUGGACAAGAGUUCUCCUCAAAGUGCGUUCUGGAGGUUCACUUGAAGACGGACACGGGAGCCAAGCCUUACACCUGCUGUGUGUGUGGCAAGAGGUUCAAUAAAGAAUCAUUAAAAGAACACCAGCGAUCUCACACAGGAGAGAUGCCUUACUCUUGCUCUUUCUGUGGCAAGGGUUACUAUCACAAACCGGCUUGGAAAGCCCACGAGCGAACGCACACCGAGGAGAAGCCCCUGUGCUCCGUGUGCGGACGGACCUGCUCUAGUAAGUAUACGUUAAAAGUCCACGAGCGAACACACACAGGAGAUAUGCCUUUCCUCUGCUCUGAGUGUGGCAAGGGCUUCAUCAGUAAAGGACUCCUGAUGACCCACGAGCGAUUCAACUGUUCCGGGGAGAAGAACGACGGCGAGCGAAGAGGUUUCACAAGUGUCCGGACUGUGGGAAGGAGUUCACACAAGCAAACAAACUGGAGAGACACAUGA
Molecule: messenger RNA, 1331 nt
Organism: Oncorhynchus masou masou (cherry salmon)
Lineage: Eukaryota; Metazoa; Chordata; Actinopteri; Salmoniformes; Salmonidae
Product: histone-lysine N-methyltransferase PRDM9-like
Exons: 3
Coding region: 222-1331 (369 amino acids)
Biological process (GO): regulation of transcription by RNA polymerase II
Molecular function (GO): DNA-binding transcription factor activity; RNA polymerase II cis-regulatory region sequence-specific DNA binding
Source: RefSeq, a predicted model, not a curated record